Camellia sinensis is the source of this 2065-nucleotide messenger RNA. Lineage: Eukaryota; Viridiplantae; Streptophyta; Magnoliopsida; Ericales; Theaceae. The record is from RefSeq and is a predicted model, not a curated record.
CCUUAAUAGUUGGAAAGAGGAGAGUGUUGCAAGUAAGAAAGAACUAAUAAUAAUGGCAAUGGCUGCUCAAUUUAAAGAUACAGAGAAUAUUGACAUAGACAAACUGACAAAAUUAGUUGCAGUGAAUGCGGGGGAGUUUAGUUCUAGUAUCGAAAAAAAAGAUUGGGAUAGGGCUCUGGAAAUAUACGAGUCGUGUGAUCAUCAAGAAAGAGAAGAUUUGCUACGUAUGAAGAUCACUCGUUCAGGGGGUACAGCUUUACACAAGGUUUUACGUAUGACUCUCAAGGACGAAAAGAAAGGCAACGCUGCUGCGACUUUCCUAAACAUAAAAGACAGCGCAGCGACUUUCCAAAGCAAAAAAGAGAAGGCUGCGAGUUUCGAAAAGAAGAAAAAGAUUGUGAUGAAGCUGGUUGAGGGGUUGCAGUUUGUUAACCUGAAGGAUUUAGCUGAUGACAGAAUGAACACUCCUCUCCAUCUGGCAGCUACAAUGGAGGGCCAGCAAGAAAUAUGCGUGGAAAUGGCUUUUAAUCGACCUGAUGGUAUCGGUCUACGCAACGAAGAAGGCGAGACUCCUCUCUUCUUGGCAGCUCUCUAUGGUUAUUCUAAAGAUUCCUUCAUUAAUCUCUGCGAGAUCUGCUGCAAUAAUGAUCCCGAUUCCGGCCUCACCAAAAUCUACGAAUAUGGCAGAAGGAGCAACGAUGACAGCACUGUUCUUCACUGUGCCAUCAAUGAAGAGUACUUUGAUUUGGCACUUGAAAUAGUUCAUCGGUUUCCAGAGUUUGUACACCAUCUUGAUCAGAAAGGAUAUUCACCUCUCCAUCUUUUAGCCACGAAGGCCACUGCAUUCAAAAGUAGUUGUCCCCGAACUUGGCUGCAAGAUACCAUUUAUCGCUGUUUACCAGAAAAUAUUUUGAAGUGGACAAAAGAUCGUGUGCGUUAUUACAAGUCCAAAACCACUGAUCCAGAAGGUGUUUGGAAGACAGUGAAGUGUUUCCUUGAACCGAUAGUGGUGAUUCUAGAGAUGAAAGAAAAGCACAGGAAUUCUAUUGAGAUCAUGAAUAUGCUUCUCUCGGAACUUCUAUCACAUAAUUAUUUGAAUGGAUGCAAGCCCGAAACAAACUAUAAAGACACACCGAUACUAAUUGCAGCAAAGAAUGGUAUAAAGGAAUUAGUUGAAAAAAUUCUUGAUCUAUUUCCUGAGGCCAUGUAUGAUACCAGCCCAGAUGGAAAGAAUGUGAUGCACAUAGCAUUAGAAAAUAGGAAAAUUGAGGUUUACAAGGCCUUGACGGGUUGGACUCUCAUAAAAGAUUUGUUACACCAUAAUGAUGAAAACGGAAACAAUGCAUUGCAUCAUGCUGCAACGGUUGGUAAAUAUCCGCCAUGGAGGGCCCCAAAAGCCGUGCUUAAAAUGCAAUAUGAAAUCAAGUGGUUUGAGUCUAUCAAGGGACCUCUACCAAAAAACAUGUUGGAUCACCAAAAUAAAGAAGGCAAGACCCCGUAUCAGACAUUUAUGGAGACACAUGAAGAUCUCGUGAAAAACGACACAGAUUGGCUAAUGAAAACCACGGAUUCUUGCACCCUCGUGGCAGCAUUAAUUGCAACGGUCGCCUUUGCCACCUCAGCCAGCUUGCCUGGCGGCAUAAAUGGAGACAACGGAGAACCAAUUCUCCAACAAGAUCGCAUGUUUGAGGUUUUCGCCAUCUCAUCGCUCGUAGCGCUCUGCUUUUCACUCACUGCGGUGCUAAUGUUCCUUUCCAUUCUCACUUCUCGACACGAAGCCAUGGAUUUUCAUGUUUACUUGCCCAGAAAGCUCCUGAUAGGUUUGACGGCGCUUUUUAUAUCAAUAGCUUCCAUGUUGGUAUCUUUUUGCGGCGGGCAUUUCUUCGUCCUCAGAAAAAUAGUUAAACAAGCACAGGUUGUUGAAUAUUUAGUGGCGUUUCUACCUGUGAUGUUUUUUAUCAUAGCACAGUGCCCUCUCUACGUUAAGCUUUUCUGGGCUACAGUAAUCAAGGACGAGCCUUAGCGUGCCUCCAAGUUAAUAAAUAAUUUUAUGUAUGUUCUUGUU